AUGAUAUCACAAGCAAAAAUUUUACCACCAGAAAUAUGGUUAUACACAUUUACAUUUCUGGAAGGACAUGAUGUUGUUCGAUCAUUUUCUUGUCUCAAUGCAUUCUUUAAUUCUCUACUUCAUUCACCACAUUUACAAUUACAUAUUCGAAUUCGACAAAAUGAAUCAAAUGAACGAUUACCUGAUUCGACUUGGUCACAUAUUCAUCUACAAAAUAUCUAUUCAAUUUCGGUAGGACGACGAAAAGCUAAUUGUCUUAUUCAAUUUUUACGAUGGCAUGCUCAAUAUCUCGUUAGUCUUCGAUCGUUAUCUAUUUAUUUAAGAAAAUCAAAACUAUAUAUUAAUAUUCAAUUUCUAAUUUUUGCACUGGAACAAAUACCUUCUCUCAAGCGUAUUCGUAUUAAAUAUAUAGCAAAAUCUGAUCAAAAUAUUGAUAAUUUAAAACCAUUGACGACAUAUAUUUUCAGUGAAAGAUCCACUUUACAAAAAUGUUCAUUUGUUUUGAAUAUGUCUGAUUACAAUAUGAUAACUUCUCAAUGGUCGAUUAAUCGGUUGUUAAAAUACCUUAACAUUAGUUCUAUUUCCUCGAUUGAUUUAGUUUCUCUCCUAUCAUUUACACCUCAGUUACAUUCACUUCAGACAACGAUGGAUGCGUGCAAAGUGAUUUCAUAUAAAAAUGUCGUUUUGACUCAUCUUGAAAAAGUAAAUCUACGUCUUGAUCGAUCGUAUUUUACACAACUGGAAGCGUUCAAAGAAAUCGUACCAAACUUACAAUCUCUUCGAUUAGAAGGUGAUUUCAAUACUAAAGACGAUAACUUUUUUAACGAGAAUAUGUGGCAUAAAUUAUUGAAUAAUAUCAAAUAUUUUUAUGUCAAUUUAACAAAAUUUGAAUUUACAGACUCAGAAAAAAUUAAUUUAAAAAAUCGUUUUCCUAAUUGUGAAGGUAAAAGUUGGUUCAGUUGGGUAGAAAAUGCACAGUAUUUGAAAGUGAUCAUAUCAUUCAAAUCAACAACAGAAUAA
Rotaria sp. Silwood2 is the source of this 1020-nucleotide messenger RNA. NCBI's taxonomy places the organism in Eukaryota, Metazoa, Rotifera, Eurotatoria, Philodinida, Philodinidae. The record is from the annotation of a GenBank genome assembly.